Zalophus californianus (California sea lion) is the source of this 2602-nucleotide messenger RNA. It is a transcript of the gene POLR1F, whose product is annotated as RNA polymerase I subunit F. The record is from RefSeq and is a predicted model, not a curated record. Gene Ontology annotation, cellular component: RNA polymerase I complex. Bases 113 to 1162 code for a protein of 349 amino acids. Lineage: Eukaryota; Metazoa; Chordata; Mammalia; Carnivora; Otariidae. Gene Ontology annotation, biological process: DNA-templated transcription; DNA-templated transcription initiation. The transcript is spliced from 4 exons.
UUGCUGCCCUCUGCUGGUCAGAAGUGCGUAAUGCAACUCAAGGAGAGAAAUUUCCUAGGGGCGUGCCAGCUGGUGGAUGACGUAGAAACCAGGCGUCCUGAGAUAGCCGGUUAUGCCUGCGUCAGCUGUGCGCGCCGCGGGAAACCUGACAAGCCGCAUGGCUGCGGGUUGUUCAGAGGCUCCGCCGCCGAAGGCGGCCUCUGAGGGCCCGGUGGUGGGGCAGGCCGGCGUCUUGCCUUGCCUAGAGCUGCCGACUUACGCUGCCGCUUGUGCGCUGGUGAAUAGCAGCUACUCUUGCCUGGUGGCAGGUCCGCACCGAAGACACAUCGCCCUGUCGCCGCGCUACCUUAACCGGAAACGCACCGGUAUCCGGGAACAGCUAGAUGCGGAGCUCCUACGCUAUUCCGAGAGCCUUUUAGGUGUCCCCAUUGCAUAUGAUAACAUCAAAGUAGUGGGUGAACUGGGAGAUAUUUAUGAUGAUCAAGGACACAUUCAUCUUAACAUUGAAGCAGAUUUUGUUAUUUUCUGUCCUGAACCGGGGCAAAAGCUUAUGGGUACAGUUAAUAAAGUGUCUUCCAGCCACAUUGGCUGUUUAGUACAUGGGUGUUUCAAUGCCUCCAUCCCUAAACCUGAACAGAUGCCUGUAGAGCAGUGGCAGAACCUGGAGAUAAAUGUGGGUGAUGAACUAGAAUUUGAAGUAUUUCGUUUGGACUCAGAUGCUGCUGGAGUAUUCUGCAUUCGGGGAAAAUUAAAUACCACUAGUUUACAAACCAAGUGCUCUGCAGUUUCUGAAGGAGUAACAGAAACUGGCACUGAAGAAAUUAUUGAAAAACCUCUCAAGAAGAAGAAAAAGAAAAAGCAGAGAGACCCAGAAUCAUAUGAAGUGGAAAGUGACAACAGAGAGCCAGCAGCCCGUGCAGAUGCCACAGUGAGGGAAGAGACAGCCCUGCAGGGUGGUGAUGUGGACGGCCUCUGGAGGGCUGAGCCAAAGCAGCAGCAGAGGCACUGGGAAGAUCAGGGCCAGGACCCUGUUUUCCAAGGCAGUGACUCCAGUGGUUACCAGAGUGACCGUAAAAAGAAAAAAAAGAAAAGGAAACACAGUGAGGAAGCUGAAUUUACCCCACUUGUGGAACACUCACCUAAAAAGAAAAGGGAAAAGUAAUUUCCUUUAGUGCAUUUUAAAUAUUCAGCUUUUUAAAGAUUUAGAUACAAGAUGAAUAAAUGUGGGAAUGGUAUGAAAUGCUUGUGUAUUCCCGUAGUCUACAAAACAGGAAAUGUUUGAUUAGUUUUUGGUGCUUCAGUUAUUACAGUGAUGAUUACUGUAGGGAAUACCAGGAUUAUUAAACUGCCAUUUUAUUGUAUACAGAAUAAAAAGGUAAGAGCUACUCUUUCAAGUCUUGCAUAUUCCCAGUUUUUACAUCUAAAUUAGAUAAAAUUAUUCCUAUACUCUGAAGACUGGCAAAGGGACUUUGUAAUACAGUGUUAUUCAUAUCAUUCAAGAAUGAGUUGGAGCUUGGGUAUGUGUGUGUGUUUUUUUUAAUAGGUUUGACCUUUAGUCAUAAUUUAGGUUUUUUGGGGGUUUUUUUGGGUCAUGGCUACUACAGUGAUUAUGUGGUUCAACUUAACAGGAACUCCUUUGGCAACCAUUCUAAGUCUCCAGAGCUCUAAAGAACCAAGCCACUAUUGACUGUGGUAGGAAACAUUGUUGACUAUUCUUUCCUUCCAGAUGGAGGUUGAUGGACAAGGCUGUUUCCUUGUACGUAUUUGUGCCUCAACCAUUCUGCUUUUGCUGUGUUUGGAGGAGCAGAGUCUGACUGAUUAAAACAUGAUAAAUGCCACUUGUCAUAGUGGGGAUUUUCUCAACUACUUUUUAAUGAUUAGGUUAAGGCACUAAAAAUGGUUUAAGAGAAAAUUUCAUUGAGAAAAUGUGGACUGUUUUAACUACUAGAAAACACAGAGUAAUGAAAUAAGCUGGUUCUGGCCACAUUGAUUUAACAGUACCUGAUCACCUGACCAUGGCUAUGUGUAACAUCUAAGGAAAGAUGUAGUUCCUUCCAUUAUGGAGUGUCAUAGGAGAUACAGAUGCACACAUAUAAGUAAGGAAAUACAGAAAAUUAAUAAUUCUGGUAAGUACUAACAAGACUAUCUACUCACUGUUAGCUGUGUCAAUAUCUCUAAGUGGAUGAAUGGUUGAAAUGAACUUCACAUGGCAACUAUUGUUUCCACUUUUCUAGUAUCCGAUGUAACACUGGUUUCACAUGGUUUAAUUUUACUCUUUAAAUUCUGCUAGUAGUACCUGAUCCGAAUCUGUAAUGAUAGAAUAUAGAAUUUGGGGAGUAGCAUAUAUUCACACGUUUGUCCCCAAGUAACUUAAUAAGACCAGACAAUGGAAAGAUACAGAGCAAUUUCUUUUCCUACAAUUUAGUGUGGGUAUUGAGCCCUUAAAAUAUGGCUAAUACAAAUUGACAUGUAUCAGUAUAAAACCCAAGAUUUUGAAGAUGUACAAAGAAUGUAAAUAUCUCAAUUUUGUAUAUUGGUGAAAUUAUUUUUGGUAUAUAGUGUGUUAAAUAAAAUUUCAGCUUUUUUUGACUUUUUUUUGCUA